Messenger RNA from Cygnus olor (mute swan), 2446 nucleotides. Its product is annotated as natural killer cell receptor 2B4-like. Bases 122 to 1351 code for a protein of 409 amino acids. Gene Ontology annotation, molecular function: MHC class I protein binding. The record is from RefSeq and is a predicted model, not a curated record. Lineage: Eukaryota; Metazoa; Chordata; Aves; Anseriformes; Anatidae. Gene Ontology annotation, cellular component: external side of plasma membrane. Gene Ontology annotation, biological process: natural killer cell activation involved in immune response. The transcript is spliced from 8 exons.
ACCGGAGCGUGCGCCCAUGAGGGUGUGAGGAACCGCAGGCGAGAGAGGAAGUUGUUGAUGGCCGGUCACGGGUUCCCAGGGCUUUCUCCAGCUGCAGGAAGCUUGCUCGCACGCUCCAGAGAUGGAGCAGCUCAGGGACGUUCUGCCGGCGCUGUGGAUGGUGCUGUGCCUGGUGCUGUGGGUGGCAGCCCAGCUCCCUGCGGGUGGCCAAGGGUGCGAGGACAGGGCUGUGCCUGCCGGAGGAGAGCUGCGGCUGCUGCCCAAGGGACCACUGCCAGCGUGGGAGGCAUUGGAAUGGAGAGUGGCACUGGAUUCAGGAACCCGGCUGGUCAUCAUGAGGGCUACAAAGGAUAAAGUUCCAGUUUUCAAGGGUUCUUUUUCUGUGAGAAGCACCUUCUUCCCGGAGACCCUCUCCCUGAGCAUCAGCCCGGUCACCCAGGCAGACAGCGGCAACUACUCUGCAGAUUUUGAGACUGAAUCUGGCUUCGUUCCUCAUCAGCGGUUCUGCGUGUCGGUGUGGGAGCCCGUCAGCCAGCCAAACCUGCAGGUGCGCAUGCUGCAGCAGGAGCAGGGCUGGUGCAACAUCUCGCUGCUCUGCUCCGUGCCGGGUGCUGCCAACGUCUCCUACAGCUGGUCCCAUGAUGGGGCUCCCCUGGGGCACGGGAACGUGCUGUCGGUGCAUGGGGACUCCGAGCCCAGGACCUACGUCUGUAACGCGAGCAACCCGGUCAGCUGCAGCACGGCCAGCAUCGACACCGCGACGGUCUGCCUCCCUCCGGGCGCAGUGUCUUCCAUCCUGUGGUGGGCAGUGGCCGUGCCGCUGGUGCUGGCUGUCUCCAUCGUCGCCUUUGUCGCCUGCUGGUGCUGGAGGAAGCGACGAAAGGCCAGCUCGGCAGCUCCCCCAGAACACAUCGAGCCAUCGCUGACUGUCUAUGAGGAAGUGGGCAAAGUCCAAGCUGGCCAAGACCUUAACAGGAACAGGGAGGCCAAUGCAGUAGGAAACACUAUCUAUGCCGUGGUCUCCACCAAAGCACAGGUGGGGCUCCAACCCAGGGGAGGGAACCUGGGUGGCCCCCUGGGCAGAGGGCUGCCCCUUUUGCCCAUAAUUUGCUUUUCAUCGCACGUUUUAACUGUUUUGCCCUGGCAGGGGCCCAGAAGCUUUCAGGAGCCCCAAACCUGCACCAUCUACUCCACUAUUCAAGCUACCAAGAAGUCCCCUUCCAUCAGGAGGAAGAAGCUGGAUCCAGCUCUGGUCUGCACUGCCUACACAGAGCCUACGGUGCCUUUGAAACACUGGAGUCCCCCACCACGGGGCUUGUCCCUGUCUCCUGCGGACCACCACCUCUCCUAGCCCCUGGCCAUUUUGGCAAGACCUCUUCUUCUCCUGGAGCCAGCACCCAAGGGGCAGCACCCACGGGGAGCUGGGGAUUUGCUCAAGAUGAGAACAUCCAGAAAUGGGGUUUUACAAGGACUGCAAACCCAAACUGCGCCUUGGAGGCUUUGCUGCAAUGGAAGGGGGACCGGCUGGGUGGUUGAAGCUUGUCUUUGGAGGAGACGGCUUUGAAAUCUGGACUGUGCGUCGGUGGGAGCUGAGGAUGCAUGAUGUGUGUUAGUGCCAGUGUAUGAGCUUUUCUUUUUUUUUUUUUUAUAGUUUUUGACAGAUCCAAUACACCUUGUGAAUUCAUUUUUAAGUGUGAAUAGAAGCCGAACUGCAAGAGGCAAUUGUGGGGCUGGUUUAAUUAGAUUAAUUGACUAUUUAUAGCCUGAAAUAUAAAUUGGAGGGGGAAGGAGGGGGGGGUGGAUCACCUUGCUCUGGGAUUGGGAGCCUCUGAAGCCAAUGCUGAGGAACUUGGAAAAGUUUCUGCUGUGUGAACUGGGGUGGCCCUGGGGAUGGUUUCAGGGCAGGAGCAUGAUGCUGGGCAUGGCCUCGAGCACCCGGAGCCAUCCUGUGUCCAGCAAUGCCCCCAUGUCCCUUCCCACUGAAGUUAUCCUAUGGCACGAGUCGCUCUGGGAGAAGGGAGGGGAGGAGAAAGAGGGGCUCUGGCUUCAAACAUCUCACCAAAGGCAAGAUCAAGGGAUUUUAUUUGGGAUUAAAAUUAAAUGCGCCACUUUGAUGGAUGCUUUCUCCUGAUGGUGCUGCCUGCUCCCCUCUCGUCUGAUUCCCUGCAUCAAAAUAUCUUUGUGUCUGCUCUCUGUGAAAGGAGCACUAAUGGGGAUCGUUAAUGGGGAGCUGUGCUGGGGGGGUGCUGGGGAGGAGCUGGCUGUCACAGCAAGGAAACCUGGGGGGCAGGCGCAGCACAUCGGGGCUCAGGCACCGCCGUGCUUCUGCCGAUCGGUGCCAGCCCGCGCCCUGUCUUCAGCACUUCAGGGCAUGCAGGUGUGAGCGGAAUACUUGUCGCACUAAAUGCGGGUGAAUGCAAAUGCAAAUGAACAUAAGGAGACUUUU